CACGCUCUCGAGAAGCAGGAAACACAAACCGCGCCGAGUCGAAAUGUUUUGAUGGAGUGGAAAAGACAAACAUUUCCUGCGAAUGUAUUAUGUUCACUUGAAGAACGUACAACUACCAGCAGGCAGCUGCAUCUUCUCCGCGCACGGGAUGGCUCAGUGAUUCCCCUACAGGACUUUUUAGCGCCGCCAUGGCGCCGCCAAGCAGCUUAUCCAUCAACGCGGCUCCGUCGGACGAGAGCGAAGACAACGAGCCGCUCCUCGGCGAUGACACAGUUCCACCUCAGUGCUGCUCAGCGCGCCUCAAUCUGGCCGUCCUGAUGUUCCUGGGCUUCUCCGUGGUCUACGGCUUGCGCGUCAACCUCAGCGUGGCCAUGGUCGCCAUGGUGAACACCACCGAUUCGGGGCCGGGCCGCAACAGCUCCGUCGCCCACGCUUGUCCUCUUCCUCCCGGGUCUGAGAACAGCAGCGGGACGUUUGAGCAGCCUGACGGGACCCCCCAGUACCCGUGGGACGCGAAGACUCAAGGCUGGCUGCUUGGGGCUUUCUUCUUUGGCUACCUGUGCACACAGAUCCCAGGGGGUUACCUGUCCGGCCAUUAUGGAGGGAGCAUCUUCCUAGGUUUGGGCGUGCUGAGCACAGCCGCUCUCACCCUCCUCACCCCCCUGGCCGCCCAGUGGGGGCCCUACUGGCUGUUUGCAUUGCGAGCCCUGGAGGGACUCGGGGAGGGUGUGACGUUCCCUGCCAUGAUGGCGAUGUGGGCCCGCUGGGCUCCGCCUCUGGAGCGCUCUCGCCUGAUCACGAUCUCGGGCUCCGGGUCCAACUUUGGAGCCUUCUUGGCUAUGCCUCUGACCGGCUACCUCUGCCAAGCACUGGGCUGGCCCUCUGUCUUCUACCUCUGCGGGGGCGCCGGGUGCCUCUGGGCGGUCCUUUGGUUCAUGUUCGUGUCGGACGACCCCCGCACUCAUCGGCGAAUCAGCAAAGAGGAGAGAGAUUACAUCGUCGACUCCAUCGGGCGUCAGGGCGGGGGCCACGGCUGGUCUGUGCCCCUCCUGCGCAUGAUGAUGUCAGUGCCGCUGUGGGCCAUCAUCGUGACGCAGAUGUGUUCCAACUGGUCCUUCUACACGCAGCUCACAUCCCUGCCCACCUACAUGAACAACAUCCUGCACUUUGACCUCAAGUCGAACGGCUUCCUCUCCGCCCUGCCCUACCUGGCCGCCUGGCUGUGCUCCGUGCUGUCCGGCUUCCUGGCCGACAGCCUCAUCGAGAAGAAGGUGUUCAGCAUCACGACCAUACGCAAGCUCUUCACGCUCACAGGCAAGGAGAACCUCACUGCUGACUUCCUGCUCGCCAUUGGCUCCAACGCACAUCACGGUCCCUCCCCCGCAGGUAUGCUGCCACCUGCCGGCUUCCUGCUCGCCGUGGCCUACGCCGGCUGCAGCCACGUCCUCACCAUCACCUUCCUCACGCUGUCGUCGGCCGUCGCGGGCACCAGCUCGCCCGGGGUCUUCAUCAACCAGAUAGACAUCGCCCCCAGGUACGCCGGCUUCCUCCUGGGAAUCACCAACAUGUUCGGCACCAUCCCCGGAGUCAUCGCCCCGAUUGUUACGGGAUAUUUCACCGAGGACCACACCUUGGCCGGCUGGAGGAAAGUGUUCUGGGUCUCCGCCGCCAUCAACGUGGGCGGCGCUUUCUUCUACACGCUGUUUGGCAGCGGCGACAUCCAACCGUGGGCCGUGGCGGAGGACGACGACGACGACGAGGGCGCCAAAAGGGAGCGGAAGCGCUCCGACUCCACUUGAACCCAAAAUGUUCCAAAGAGCUUCGCCGCACCCUGCAUUAGGACCUUUGGAGGAAACUACCUACUUCUACUACUACUACUACUACCUAGCAACUAUGCAGUAAACUUUCCGCACAACACAGCAAGUAUUUAAAAAUCUAAAGGUUGUUGUUACUCCGUUAUGUGUUUUUUUAUACAUUCUAUUAAUUGUUUUUUUUUAUAGCUUUUUCAAUUGGUGUUUGUUGUUUUCAUACAGAACCUGAAUGCCGCUUUAGCUACACUUGUGUGGCACCGCUUUUGUAUAUUUUGGAUUUCCGAAGAAGCACUUUUUACAUUCAAUACACCAAAAGCCUUACGUUUAAUAAAACAAUAGCUCAGGGGUGUCCGCACACUGAAAAAUCUUAACAUACGGGUGCCAUUUUGAUCUUUGUAAUUGUCAAAACCAUUCCAAUAUAUAUGGAUUUUUUUUUUUUACCUAUAGGGCUCCCCUCACGUUUGGUCUCUGGAACGCAGAAGGGUCUCAGUUAUAAAAAAAAUUAAAAUUAAAGGCCUACUGAAACCCACUACUACCGACCACGCAGUCUGAUAGUUUAUAUAUCAAUGAUGAAAUCUUAACAUUGCAACACAUGCCAAUACGGCCGGGUUAGCUUACUAAAGUGCAAUUUUAAAUUUUGCGCGUAAUAUCCUGCUGAAACGUCUCAGUAUGAUGACGACAGCGCGUGACGUCACGGAUUGUGGAGGACAUUUUGGGACAGCACGGUGGCCAGCUAUUAAGUCGUCUGUUUUCAUCGCAAAAUUCCACAGUAUUCUGGACAUCUGUGUUGGUGAAUCUUUUGCAAUUUGUUCAAUGAACAAUGGAGACAGCAAAGAAGAAAGCUGUAGGUGGGAAGCGGUGUAUUGCGGGCGGCUGCAGCAACACAAACACAUUCGGUGUUUCAUUGUUUACAUUCCCGGAAGAUGACAGUCAAGCUUUACCAUUGGCCUGUGGAGAACUGGGACAACAGAGACUCUUAAC
This is a messenger RNA of Nerophis lumbriciformis (worm pipefish), 2792 nucleotides long. Its product is annotated as sialin. Gene Ontology annotation, cellular component: apical plasma membrane. NCBI's taxonomy places the organism in Eukaryota, Metazoa, Chordata, Actinopteri, Syngnathiformes, Syngnathidae. Gene Ontology annotation, biological process: monoatomic anion transport; transmembrane transport. Gene Ontology annotation, molecular function: transmembrane transporter activity. The record is from RefSeq and is a predicted model, not a curated record.